GUUCGCGUGUGUGUGUGUUAAAAUGAUAGUUUGAAGAGAAUUAUGUCUUCUACGCCUUUUACUGGACUGUGAUUUUGACUGAUUUCAUUCCAACUGAAAGCCUACAUGAUGUAUGUUUUUGGAUUGUGAACCGGUUUCCUGACCACUUCAGGAUUAAGUGUAUGCAGAAAUUUUCUGUCUGCUCUGUAUUGCCUUGAGAUUAUGCAGUUCCAAGGUCCACAUUCUUCAUGGACUAGUAUAUACUUUACACAACAGUAUUUGACCUGAUUUUGUAUUUGGCACACAUAGGCUUGUAACCCCACCUGCCACCACCACCCCCGAAACGAGUUAUAUGAAUGUAUGUAUCAAUGAAUAUUUCUGUCUGAAGCUAAUGAAGAAAGCUACUCUUUUCCAAGCCUUUGGUACUACAGAAGGAGCUAGAUUACUGUACUGGUGGUCAGAUUGAUUCAACUGCAAGGAGUGUUUUGACAUUUUAAGGUUCAAAGUUGAUUGAUAUGCUCACUUUUCUGUCCAGAAAUGCGGCCUUCAUGGGCUGCAGAAAAGAUCCUCACUUUUGCUCGUCCCUCUCUGGCUUCAAUAUGAAAGGUUAACUAAACAAUGUUGCGUUUUACUUUUAAAAAAGUGGCAGUCUGAGAGUACUGCAUUAGUGCAUUUAUUGGUCUGAUUAAAUUCCCCUUGGCUAAGAAGUCAACAAAUGUCUGUUUUGGGGGUUUUAUUAUUAUUAUUAUUUACAUUUGUUUAUUGUGUUUAUUUGGAUUGCAGUUUUAAUCUAUGCUGUUGCACACUUUCCCCACCUUUCACAGUAAUAAUAAUAAAGACUUAAUAAUUACUUUCACAAUCCAGCUUCAGCCCAGACAGUGGUGCUCUGUUUGUUAGCUUUAAUUUAGAAAUCGUGUCAAUAAGCAGACUGCAAUCAAGAUUUCUCCCUAUGACAGUAACCCGAGAGAUGCUUCCUUCUCGUUUUCUGAAUAAAUCAGUCUACGGUUUCAAGAGGGUGAUACAGGAGAGAGUAUUUAAUUGCGUGCACAUAAAUAAUGAAUUUCUGUUGAGGUAAUAGCGAUGCCACUUACAGCACUCUAUGCUGAACAUUAAUUAAGUGACAUAAAUUCCUCCUAAUCCCUGAUGAAAAACAGCACGAAUGUGUAUUCCCUGCGAGUAACAGUGGCCUGUCUCAACUGCUGGCAGCCCAAGUGAGGCUCUUUGUGGGGGGAAAGAAACGCCGCAGCUUUAUUUUAUUUUUCUUUAAAUUGCGGCUCUUAUUUUUGUAGUAUUUCGUAUGUUUCAAGAAAGGUCCUCGUGCCAUCGUCAAAAUUGGCGCGUGAGAUGUGACGCACGGAAAUAAGUGUAAGUUCAAGACUCGCGCCGCCAGCAGGGGACUCACUUUAACUAAUUAUUUCAACAAAUGGCACCUGUUCGAGUGAAAGCACUGGCUGGGAGACCGGUUAACGCUAAACUCCUGUUUGGAAACUUUAAGGGAACAAAAAAUCCCCUAAAACGCGUCGUGUGUGAGAACACACACCAAUAAAGGAAUAUCGAGCCUGAGGGACCAGGUGCAGAUGACGGCUGUUUGUCGGUUUGAGCGUUAAGAGAAUGCGUUUUUUUAUACGCCGGCGGAUGUCCCCCCUUAAACUGGUGCUCCUUGGGGGGACUCUCUUCAUGGUGAUCUUGGUAGUUCUUCAGAGGGAUGUUGGCUCUUCAGCUGGGGACCCCUGGUUACAGGAUCUGGUGGUAAAGCGGGACAAGGUAAUGGGGAUGGUCCGAGAAGCUGUCAACAAUAUUGGCUUCCAGAUCGGCGCUCCACAGCCACCACCAGUAAAAGAGCAGCCUACAGAAGACACCAAGUGCCCCAGUGGAUUGUACACUCAGACUGAGCUCAAACCUCACUUGGAGAGACCACCACAGGACCCCCAAGCUCCAGGGGCUGAUGGGAAAGCGUUUCAAAAAGACAGCAUGACCCCAGAGGAGGAGAAGGAGAAGGCGGAGGGAAUGACACGGCAUUGUUUCAACCAGUUUGCCAGUGACCGUAUCUCGCUCAGCCGCAGUCUGGGGGAUGACACCAGGCCUCCUGAGUGCGUAGAGAGGAAGUUUCGUCGCUGCCCUCCUCUGCCUACCACCAGUGUUAUUAUAGUGUUCCACAAUGAGGCUUGGUCCACCCUCCUCAGGACGGUGUUCAGCGUCCUGCACACAUCUCCUGCUAUCCUACUAAAAGAGAUCAUUUUGGUAGAUGAUGCCAGUACUGCAGAGCAUUUGAAGAGCAGGCUGGAGGAGUAUAUACGUCAGCUGAAGAUUGUCCGUGUGGUGAGGCAGCCAGAGAGAAAGGGCCUCAUCACAGCAAGGCUUCUUGGUGCCAGUAUUGCGCAAGCUGAAGUUCUCACCUUCCUUGAUGCACACUGCGAGUGUUUCCAUGGUUGGCUAGAGCCCUUACUGGCUCGAAUUGUUGAGGAACCCACUGCUGUGGUUAGUCCAGAAAUCAGCAGCAUUGACCUCAACAGCUUCCAGUUCCAUAAGCCUGUGGCCACCAACCGCGCCUAUAACAGAGGUAACUUUGACUGGAGCCUGUCUUUUGGCUGGGAACCCAUCCCCGAGGAUGCAAAGAGGCUACGCAAGGAUGAAACCUACCCUGUAAAAACGCCCACUUUUGCUGGAGGUCUCUUCGCGAUCUCACAAAAGUACUUUGAACACAUCGGAACAUACGAUGACCAGAUGGAGAUUUGGGGCGGUGAAAAUGUGGAAAUGUCAUUCAGGGUGUGGCAGUGUGGGGGUCAGCUAGAGAUCAUCCCUUGUUCUGUGGUGGGCCACGUCUUCCGUACCAAGAGCCCCCACACCUUCCCCAAGGGCACUGAGGUCAUCACCCGCAACCAGGUGCGCCUAGCUGAAGUCUGGAUGGAUGACUACAAGAAGAUCUACUAUCGGCGUAACCAAAAUGCAGCAGUUAUGGCCAGUGAGCAUAGAUUUGGAGACAUCUCUGAUCGCCUGAAUCUGAGAGAGAGGCUUCACUGCAAGAACUUCAGCUGGUACCUAAAUACAGUCUACCCAGAGAUCUUUAUUCCAGACUUAAAUCCAGAAAAAUCUGGAUCUAUUAAAAACUUAGGGUCUAAUAUGUGCCUGGAUGCUGGAGAGAACAACCAGGGGGGUAAACCUCUCAUCAUGUAUCAUUGUCACAACAUGGGAGGCAACCAGUACUUUGAGUAUACGUCUCAUAAGGAGCUGCGUCAUAACAUUGGAAAACAGCUGUGUGUUCAUGCGGCGGUGGGAUCAGACCCGGUGAAGCUUGAGCUGUGCCGGCUUAAGGGGAAGGGUACCAGUGUGGCCCCUGAACAGGAGUGGGUCUUUACAGAGGAAAAUCUUCUGAAGAAUCCAAGCAGUGGACAAUGUUUAGCGUUGAAAGGAGGCCAGAUUUUGAUGGACUGCAAUGCUGCCGAACUCCACCAGCACUGGACUUUCACCUGACCUUCCAGUCUUCCCGCCGGGUGACCUUUGAUACCUUCUACCCUCCCCCCCCUUUCUCAAACCUGGCACAAAGGAGCCACAUCAAUAUUGAUCGAGUAGAACUUCACCGAAGCUGUGAAGCUUGGGGCGCAUACUGAAUGAAUAUUUAAAGAAGGAGGGACAAGGUAAAGACGGUCACAUCUGUCAGAUGCCUGGGGUGGUCUUAGUUCAUUUUAAAUUUAUUUAUGAAAGAAACUCUGCAAAGACAUUUGCUGGUGGUUGGGGAUCUUCAGCGUCUGGGCUGCGGCACUUGGGAGUGUCACCUUGAUCAGGGCGAAGCUGUGAAAACGUGACCUUAAAUGACUGGAUUUGCUCCUAAACUUGGAAAAUUCUUCUUGCUUUGUUUUUGUCAGACACUGAAUGUGAUCAUAAGUUUAUGGAGUAACAGAUGUCUGCUUUUUAAAUAAAAAUUAUGUUUUAGAUGA
Molecule: messenger RNA, 3914 nt
Organism: Haplochromis burtoni (Burton's mouthbrooder)
Lineage: Eukaryota; Metazoa; Chordata; Actinopteri; Cichliformes; Cichlidae
Gene: galnt6
Product: UDP-N-acetyl-alpha-D-galactosamine:polypeptide N-acetylgalactosaminyltransferase 6 (GalNAc-T6)
Exons: 11
Coding region: 1591-3450 (619 amino acids)
Cellular component (GO): Golgi apparatus
Source: RefSeq, a predicted model, not a curated record